Messenger RNA from Pocillopora meandrina, 597 nucleotides. Lineage: Eukaryota; Metazoa; Cnidaria; Anthozoa; Scleractinia; Pocilloporidae. The record is from the annotation of a GenBank genome assembly.
AUGUUUGGUUUACAAUCCCUCCAUCGAUGUUGUGAAAGCAACUUUGCCAUAAAGUUUAAAAAGCCAGGCUACUCUAAUGUACGCCACAUCAUUGAUUGCACAGAAAUAUUUAUUGAAACCCCAAGCGACCCAAACCUUAGAGCAGCUACGUGGUCAGACUACAAGCAUCACAACACUGCUAAGCUGUUGGUAUCAAUAACACCACAUGGUUUUUUCAAUUUCUUAUCCAAAGCAUGGGGAGGGAGAACUUCAGAUGUGCAUCUGACAAGAGAAUCAUCAUUUUAUGAUAUCAUUGAACCUGGCGAUGAAGUGAUGGCAGACCGUGGAUUCACAAUUGCUGAAGACCUCUUAAUCAGAAGCUCAAGACUACACAUCCCCCCUGGUAAACGUGGACAAGAGCAGUUCACUAAAGCUGAAGUUGCUAAAACAAAAGAAAUUGCAAAUCUUAGAAUCUUUGUUGAGCAAGCAAUAAGACGGUUGAAGACGUUUAGACUGAUAAAGCAUGAACUACCAAUAUCACUGCUUGGCAGUAUAGACAACAUUGUACUUAUUUGUGCAGCCUUAUGUAACUUGUAUAGACCCUUGGGUAAAAAAUGA